GUGUCGUUUGCUCCUGGGUGCCUGUCGUCUGAGGGAGGAGAUUAUCCAGCUUUCUGUCACAGCUGCCUAAAUAGCAGCACUCCAUUUCUAAGAGAAAGAUAAAGGAGCAACAAACAGAUGGAGGGGGCAACAAACAGGGAAAACAAUGCCUAUGCCAAGUUUGCUGGGGCGCCACUCAAAGUUCACAAAAUCACCAACCCUUGGAGGAGUCCCACCGGUAUUCUUCCUGCUCUGAAGACCAGAGAAAAUGGUAGUGUUUCACAGCCCAGUAAGAUCAUCAUUAACCUCCGGAAACAGAAGUAUAAUGCAGACUACGACCUUUCAGCCAAGGAAGGAGCCGACACACUGGCCUUCGUCUCGCUGCUGGAAGAAAAACUGCUCCCUGCGCUGAUCUACACCCUGUGGGUGGAUGCUAAGAACUACGUGGAUGUGACGCGUCGCUGGUAUGCGGAGAACAUCACCUUCCCCCUCAACUUCCUGCUGCCCAACCGCAUGCACAACCAGCAGAUGGAGAGACUGCGGCUGGUCAGGGGAGACCCUUUCCUAGAGCCGGGAGAGGAGCUGGAGAAAGAGCUCUACCAGGAUGCUCUGGAGUGCAUGACUCUUCUCUCGCAGCGCCUGGGGUCACACAAGUUUUUCUUCGGAGAUUCGCCGUCGUCCCUGGACGCGUACGUCUUCGGCCACCUGGCUCCUCUGCUGAAGAUCAAACUACCUAACGGAAAACUCCAGAACCAUCUCACCUCUCUUGACAACCUGCGGCAAUUCUGCACCAACAUCCUCGUCCUCUACUUCCCCUCCGAUGUCCGAGAGCCACCCACUCGCAAGAUGUCCGUCCAGCCCGACGGCGGAGACUUUGACAACGAGCCCCACAAGAGACGCAACCAGUUCCUGUCUGCGCUGGUGGCCAUCGGUGCUAUGCUGGGCUACGCCAUCCUGACAGGCAUCGUCUCCCUCAAGGACAUCCGCCCCCAGGGGGCGAUAGAGAGCAGUCCUCUGAGAGAGGAAGAGGAGGAGGAGGAGGGCGAGGAAGAUGAGUAGCGGAACCAGGAAGAUGAAGAUGGUGGAGACCGUAGGGGACGGCACAGUUAGAGGGGAACAGGUGCUUGUGUGACAGACUUUAACUCGAAGGGUGGGGACUGCAGCUCUCUUCUCCCAUUCCUUUUUUUUUGUGUGUUUUUGUUUUUUAAGUUACUCUGCCAAAGAGCAACAAUAACCUCACACAUGAGUAAUCACUGGUUAAACACUAUGCCACUUGUAGAACAUGCCCUUUGUUAACUUAAUAUUAAUGUUAUUCAUUUUUUAUUUGUUAAAUAUUUUGCCAUUAUGGCUUCAUUGCUACGCUAGGGAAACACUGAUGUGAUUGUGUAUUGUACCAAAACGCUCCUCCAGAUCUUCAAACCGUAAUGGUACUGUAUACCUCUUUUUCAGAGUUUAUGUGAUUAUUUUUCGGUUCAGGUCUCAAAACACAUUGACUUAUGUUUUGUCCGGUUUUUACUCAGGCAAACAGAAUUGAUUGACUUGAUUUCAGGUCAUUAAAAAUGAAGUCAUCUUUCACAGA
Messenger RNA from Alosa alosa (allis shad), 1558 nucleotides. It is a transcript of the gene mtx1b, whose product is annotated as metaxin 1b. The transcript has 8 exons. Gene Ontology annotation, biological process: mitochondrion organization. Gene Ontology annotation, cellular component: SAM complex. The coding region runs from base 118 to 1038 and encodes 306 amino acids. The record is from RefSeq and is a predicted model, not a curated record. Lineage: Eukaryota; Metazoa; Chordata; Actinopteri; Clupeiformes; Clupeidae.